Molecule: messenger RNA, 1599 nt
Organism: Guillardia theta CCMP2712
Lineage: Eukaryota; Cryptophyceae; Pyrenomonadales; Geminigeraceae
Exons: 2
Coding region: 1-1599 (532 amino acids)
Source: RefSeq, a predicted model, not a curated record
AUGCCGGAUCUUCUUAUUCCUGCCCUGUCAGCCAUUCGUCGAGGAGGCAGAUUAUUCCCCUCUCCAAGGGAGCUGAUAAACCUGUUCGGACUCGAUCGAGACGGCUGUCUGAAGUUCUCGCAAACCGCGUCAGCGCUCCUGCCCCUUCACGCUCGCGGUGAUGAUGAGGAUGUUGCCAACCCCACAGUGCUGGUGAGUUUGGAUGCAAAGAACGCCUUCAACUCCCUCGACCGCCAGGCUCUCUUCGAUGCAAUCGAGGGACGUGCGAGUCGCGACUACUUUGAUGGGAGCAUCACUGAAGGCGCUCGCUUGCCCUCUUGCGAGCAUCUCCGUUUGUUCGCCUCCUACCUCUCCAGCUACUAUGGAGACUCUGCUGACCUUCGACUCUUUCACAAAAGUCAGUCAGCCUCCGUUCAGUGUACCUCGGGCGUCUGUCAGGGCGAUGUCCCCUCCAGCGUAUUUUUCUGCCACAGUAUCCACCCCCUGCUCCUCCAUAUCGCAGAGCUUUUUCCCUCUGUUCGAGUCUUGGCCUAUGCUGACAACGUCGUGCUUGUCGGUCCACUCGAGGAUGCCGUUGCAGCUACGUCCGCUAUGAAGAAGUACAUGUUGGCUGAUCUGAAGCUAGAGAUUCAACCUCGCGAGUCGAAAGUUUACAUCCCCUCCUGGCAUCAACAGCAUGAUCUCUCGCAGCUGAAGAAGAGCCUUAAGCGCCGUCUCAAGACUCAACUCCUUCACUUCGAGGUCGUCACUGGCGGGAUUACACUUGGCGGCCUGCCUAUCGGCACGGAUGGAUUUCAUGCUAGUCAGCUCCGAGCGCAGGUUUCUACCCUCAACGAAGAGCUCUCGAAGCUCGGGCUCGUCCAGCAUGGCUUCAUGUUCAAGACGCUGGUGAGGGCGAGCCAUCUCCAGAAGCUGCGCUUCUUCCUCCAGGGGUCUUCUCCGUUUCUCCCGCGGGUCCAAUCACAGAUUCGUCGCUUUGACCUCUCUGUCCACCUGGCGCUUGAGAAAUACCACCGCUGGCCUUCCUCGCAGUACCUCGCCGCGCAUCCCGACCUGCUCGAGUUUGCGAGGUUCAAGCGGGAGCUUCCGCAUAGUCGGGGAGGGGACGAGUUCACGCCCUCUGAGGGUCUACACCCCGCUGUUUACUAUACGGCUAUCGCUCGCUUCCUCGCUUGGUACUCUGACCAGCCGAUGUCCCGGACGCUGCUCUCUCCUCAUAGCCUGGACGUUCACUGCUCGAGAUCUCUCCGUGCCCAGAAGCAUCCUCUGGCGACCUUCUUCGUUGAGGCGCACGACUUCGUUCAUAAUGCUGGAGCGAUCCUCUACCGUCGUGUGAGGGCUCCUGCACCGGCUGCAGAUGGCGCGCCGAUCCCACCUGCCCCGGCUGCUGUGCCUGAUGACGCAGGACGCCCCCCGGCAUCUGUGGUACACAUCCCUGGUUUGCGCGCUCUCGUCGACUCGUCUCAUGAGCACUUCAUUCCUCCGCCUGCGCAGCGAAAUGUGACCCCUCUUGUCUGCGCGGCUUCGCGCUUGGGCUGGCGCUGCCGCGUCUGGGUGCCAGCAGUGCUGGUUCUUUUCGGGCUUGUGUUUUGUGUGUGA